This is a messenger RNA of Ceratina calcarata, 1462 nucleotides long. It is a transcript of the gene Lrr47, whose product is annotated as Leucine-rich repeat 47. Lineage: Eukaryota; Metazoa; Arthropoda; Insecta; Hymenoptera; Apidae. Gene Ontology annotation, molecular function: protein binding. The transcript is spliced from 5 exons. The record is from RefSeq and is a predicted model, not a curated record. Bases 130 to 1371 code for a protein of 413 amino acids. Gene Ontology annotation, cellular component: cytoplasm.
CGUCUACUUCGUCGAACACGACCAGGAAUUCUUGGCAUGGUGAUUUGAUGUUCUGAAAACUUGAAAUAUAUUUCUACAGUAAAAGGACCACAAGAACAACGUUUAAGAUGCCUCUAAACUUCAUUUAAGAUGAAACUUCAGUGUAACGUGGAAAUCGGUAAUAGGGUAUCUUCAACAAAUAUAGUAAGAAGAAAAUCUCAACGUUCCAUUUUGGCAAUUGGCAGGCAGACGACAAAAAAUACAGAGCUCCAUAUUCUUUGGCAAACAUUUCAAAAUAAGCAGGGUACUAAGUACAAGGUUGAUAAUAAUAUAAGCCAAAUAUUUAUAAAAUUCAUCAAUGAAGGAAAGGCAACAAUUCGGUUCAUAGAACCACCACAUGAUUUAAUAAUACAAGCCGACACAAUUCAAUUAAAAAGUUUCAUUCAUAUUUUAAAACUUGGAAUAACCAAGAAGAUUGAUCCGUCAGUUCUAUCUGUUUCAAAUUUAAACCCAAAAUGUAUGAAUUCUAUUGGAAAGACUAAAGUAACAGUUAGUAAACCUACUGAAUAUCCAAUCUUGGAAGGUUUUCCGAGAACGACAGAAGAAUUACAUCUACCAGGAUUGAACAGGAAAUCAUUUGAUAGACAAAUUUUGAAGCUCCAAAGCCUAAGGAUAUUGAAUUUGUCUAAUAAUCAAAUUUCGUCUUUACCAAAGGAAUUAGGCACUUUGCAACAUUUGCAGGAACUCAUUUUAUCACAAAAUCGACUGAAUAAAGCUGUAAAGUGGGCAUGGCUAGAUGAAACUGCCAUGAAAUUUAAUUUAAAAUUACUGGAUAUAAGUAAUAAUAUGUUAGACAAAUUGCCUGAACAAAUUGGCAAACUUGGUGCUCUUGUUAAUUUAAAAGCGAGUCAAAAUGUGUUGUCGUAUUUACCACACAGCAUUGGAAAAUUAUUUAAUUUGAGGUAUUUGGAUAUAUCGAAAAAUAAUUUAUAUUGCUUGCCUGGGAGUAUGAGAAAUCUACGUCUCGUUUCAUUGGAUAUAUCAAACAACGCAUUUAAAAAUCUGAUUUUUGAUGUUAAACUCCAAUCUGAUAUAGUUAGUUUAACCGAAUACGCAGCUAGAUCAUUCCUUAAAACAAGAUGCCCGUAUGAUGCAAGUAUUAUUCCGUACACGUUGGUUAAAUAUUUAGAUAACGCUAAGUAUUGUAUUUGUGGUGAUGCCUGUUUUCAAUAUUAUGCAAGAAAAUUUGUGGACUUCUCCUUGAACGCAAUAGCUAGUAAUAUAAAGUCAUCAGGAAAUGCUACAAUACCGUUUGAUUGUUACUUUUGCUCAAUUAGAUGUACAAAUCCUGUAAACUCAAGAUUGAUCUUAGACAGAAAUGUAAAUCCAUGAAAGAAUUUUCGUCUAUUUUGCAUAAAAGGAUUCGAAAAUCAAUGUAACAGUAUAUUUUUAUACAGAAUAUUAAAAGAAAUAUUUAAUGAAA